This is a messenger RNA of Histoplasma capsulatum G186AR, 1519 nucleotides long. RefSeq lists its product as uncharacterized. Gene Ontology annotation, molecular function: proteasome binding. The record is from RefSeq and is a predicted model, not a curated record. NCBI's taxonomy places the organism in Eukaryota, Fungi, Ascomycota, Eurotiomycetes, Onygenales, Ajellomycetaceae. Gene Ontology annotation, biological process: proteasome assembly. The coding region runs from base 24 to 1352 and encodes 442 amino acids. The transcript has 2 exons.
GGAAGAAGUCUUCAGCGGCAGUCAUGGCGCCAUCAAGUGGCCAUCAACUGCUCCCCAAAAUCUGGCGGGUCGCUAGAUUCGCCUUCGAAAAAGCAACCAGGGCCGUCAAGUCUAGAGUUACAGAACCAGUUGAACCUGCUCGUCUUGCUUACCAGCCCAUAUAUUCUCGCAUAUCCCGUCGCCAGCCAGUCAAUAGGAUAGCUGCUAUCCGUCAGACGCAAAGUCGUUAUUAUUCCACUUCAAACGUCGCUGCUCGCUCUGUUAGACGCGCAUUCCAAGCAACAAGAAUUGGCGCAGCGGUUAACCGUCUGACUACACGAAGUCCCUUCGCAUCAACCCUCCGACCCAAUCUCACAGGUGGUACACUAUGCCGAACUGCUGGCGGAUAUGCACUCGGUGCGGGACGUCUUGGUGGCGCGAGAUACUUCUCUAAUGGCCCGGCGUGCCCAGCACAAGUUGUUCAAAAUGUAUCCGCUGGAGUUCGCGCCUUUUGGCUUUCGGGCCAGAGAGCCAGGUUUGAUGGGGUAGAUCAAAAAACUGGCCGGAAGCAGUACCGGACAGUAACGGUUCUCCAGGAUGAGGCGGGUCGCAGAAUGCAGGGAAUCCCUCGAAACGCCCCUGGGUCUUACAUUGAUUUUAAACUGUCCCCAACGAUCACUACAUUUGCGCGCUUGGCAUCCCUACAAAAACCAUCCGUUGCUGAUACUAUUGAGUCGGUUAACUUGAAUACUGACAACUUGAUGGACUUCCUUUCCAUCGACUUCGCUCGUGCGUUGAAGGAUUUUGCCGCAGUUUUGAAUGAUUUGAAGCGACUUGCGACACUAGGAGACUUGCCGUUAUCGCUCCACGAUCAAUCUACCUUACGGGUACGAUUUCCCGGCUGCGAUGUGGAAUCUGUCGAACGCUUAUGUGACGAAGUAGGCGUUCAAAGAGGCAUCAUCCGCCAGGAUGAGGAUUUUGAGACACGAAAUGGAACUGAAAUGGCACUUUUGUUUCCAUUUGCGCCCAGCCACGUAGAAUCUGAUCCAGAACUGUUUUCAGUCGCUAACUACCGCCAUAAAUCUCCCGAUAUGUUGAACUGGCGCCAUAUGAUGCUUUCCGAGGAACUGACAGAAUCCUCACCUGGUAUAACUGGCCAAGACUAUCAUUUUUUGGGAAAUGACGAAUAUAAUCCAUGGAACUCUUCUCGAAUAUCGUCAGGGUACUCUAGCAUGAGCAUCAGCGAGUUAGGUGAUCGCGCCCUUUUUCCCGACUUGGCAGAAACAGCGUCUCCUGCCGCUAAUUUUUCUCACUACGGCGGUUUCCAAGGGAUUUUCAACUUUAUUGAAGAGUGUGAUCGAGCGAAAAACUAACCACCCACGGCUUCCGCAGCAUUUUUUCAUUUAUUGUUUGUUUUGCUAGUUUUGCUAUUUUUUCUGUCCAGAACUAUUUUUCUAUGAAUACUAGUAUCUUAUACCAAAGAGUGAAUAUGCCAAAUAUAUCCAACACCUGAAAUGAGAGUCUCCUAUUUGUAACUUUG